Chelonus insularis is the source of this 2497-nucleotide messenger RNA. RefSeq names its product loss of visual transmission (gene lovit). Gene Ontology annotation, biological process: transmembrane transport. Gene Ontology annotation, cellular component: membrane. Gene Ontology annotation, molecular function: sucrose:proton symporter activity. The transcript is spliced from 8 exons. The coding region runs from base 406 to 2295 and encodes 629 amino acids. Lineage: Eukaryota; Metazoa; Arthropoda; Insecta; Hymenoptera; Braconidae. The record is from RefSeq and is a predicted model, not a curated record.
AGUGUCAGUUUUAUUUCCCAUAUAGUAAUCAAUUCUUUAGAUAAUAUUGUCAAGCCUUCUUAACAAAUAAAUACUGAAAAAAUGAGUAAAUGAUGAAUACUAAAAUUCAUUAAAGUAAGUUGAUAACUAUAAAAUGGUGUACCUUUGCUAUUCUAAAUAGAAGUGACAUCUCCUAUUCAAAACAACUGUGAUUUUACACUUGAAGUUAUAUCUAAUUACCUGACUAACUUACCUUUGUUUGAAAUAAUUAGAAUCAAAGUUUUGCUGAAAACUCUGUCAAAACUCUAGAAAUAACUAUCACGAUUAGAAAAAGAAAAUGUUUGAUGACUAUAUAAAUGUGGAAAUAGCAAAAAUAAUUGCGGAAGUCUUCUAAAUUGGAAUCUAGAUUUAAAAUCGUCCUUAAUUAUGGUAGAUAAGUUGCAUGAUUAUCAAGGUCUUACGGGACGAGUCCAUGGAUUUCGUGAUAAAAUUAGUGAGAAGUGGUCUGGGUUGAAAGAAUGGAAAAAUGAAAUUCCUACUAAUCAAGGAAUCGGUGGUGUUAUCAACCAUUUUCGACAACCACCCAAGUUAGAACGUACUAUAGAAGAUUACUCACAUGUGUACAGGCCAAAAACACGUUGGGAAUUAGUACGAAUAUCAGCAGCUGUGAUGGGAAUUGAAUUUUCUUAUGCAGCCGAAACUGCCUUUGUUACACCAACUUUAUUAAAAAUCGGUGUGGACCAUCAACACAUGACAUUAGUUUGGGCUUUGAGUCCUCUUGUAGGCUUUUUCGUAACACCAGUUUUAGGAAGUCUUAGCGAUCGCUGCAAAUCUAAGUUUGGCAGAAGAAGAAUUUUUAUUAUUUUCCUUGCUAUUGGUGUUUUUCUGGGACUUCUAUUGGUACCAAAUGGCGAAUCAAUGGGGUAUAAAUUUGGUGAUCCACUACCUUUAACGAAUCAUACAAUACCUUUAGGGCAUAGAUUAUCAGCUAAAACGGAUAACAUAACAUUGCCAGAGACUCCACCUACAUCUCACUCUUGGGGAAUAUUUUUUACAAUUUUAGGAACUGUUUUACUUGAUUUUGAUGCCGAUGCUUGUCAGAGUCCAGCCCGAGCUUAUCUAUUAGACGUUACAAUUCCAGAGGAUCAUGCACGAGGUUUAAGCACAUUUACAAUAAUGGCUGGUUUAGGAGGUUUUAUGGGGUAUGGAUUGGGUGGAAUAAAUUGGGACGCAACAAGGAUUGGAGUGGCUUUGGGAGGACAUGUUCAUGCAACGUUUACUCUCAUAACUAUUAUUUUUAUUAUUUGCGUGACUUUCACGAUUACAAGUUUCAAAGAAAUACCACUUUAUUUACUUGAACAAGAGCAACAUCGAGCUGCCAUGCAGGCUCAACAGACAGAGAAUCAAAGUGGAAAUGAAAGUGAAAAGAUAGCUCUUAAUGAUGGUGCUACUUAUGGAACUCUCGGAAGUACAACGGAUUCUUCAACAGAACAACAUGAGGAAUUUGCAUUAAAGCCUCUCCCAGUGGAACAUCCUAAAAGACAUGGCUCGGUACCAAUGGUACCAGAAAUCAUAGAAAAUUAUGAUAAUUAUUCUUCCGAAAUUGAUCAAGUUGACCCUAAAGCUACUUUAACAGAAUAUUUACUUUCAAUUGUCUACAUGCCUCAUAGCGUACGCAUGGUUUGCUUAACAAAUUUAUUUUGUUGGAUGGCUCACGUUUGUUACUCCCUUCAUUUUACUGACUUUGUUGGCGAGUCAGUUUAUGGAGGAAAUCCCAAGGCACCUGAUGGCUCUAAAGAAAGAGAGUUAUAUGAGACUGGAGUUCGAUUUGGCUGCUGGGGGAUGUCAAUGUAUUCUUUAUCCUGCUCUUGCUAUUCGUUAAUUAUAGAGAAAUUAAUUCAACGAUACAAAGCUCGGAGGGUCUACGUCUACGGGUUGUUAUUUUAUAGCCUUGGGAUGAUGAUGAUGGCUUUAACAAAGCACCCAGUGGGAGUUAUAAUAUUUUCUUGGACUGCUGGAGUGAUGUAUUCAACUUUAUUCACAAUACCAUAUUUAUUGAUCGCACAUUAUCAUGCUUCAUCGACGUUUGCUGUUUCUGCUGAAGGCGAGGCAAUAGAUAGUGGUGGAGUGCGAGGAUUGGGUACUGAUGUAGCAAUUGUAUCAUCUAUGGUUUUCCUUGCACAAUUUCUACUAUCAUGUUGUCUUGGCACGAUUGUUAGCCUUUCGGGAACGACGACAGCAGUUGUUUGCGUUGCCAGUAUACUCGCUGCUUGCGGAGCACUCUCAGCAACUCAAAUUAUGUAUUUGGAUCUUUAAGUGUGAACAUUUGUUUCUGUAAAUUAUUUAAAAAUCUUUCAUUAUCAGUGUGAUAAAAGUAAAAGUAAACCAAACAGCAGUAUUAGCUAAUUACUAACCAUAGUUUCAGGAGUGUUCAAAAAUUAAUUGAAAAAUAAAUCUCAAUGGUACUCGUAAAGCACAAAAAUAAAAAUAACUAUUAUAAUUAUCUUAAUGUAAAUAC